CGAAACAUCGGCAGUUUCCUGUGAUAUGACACAGUCGUUUAGAUUAGAAAACACAUAUUAAUACAAGAAGAUUACACCUUAUAGUAGAGCGAAACCGCGUUUAAAUAAUUUAUCGCACUCCAGGUUCGCCGGCUGAGUGAGUUUAGCUGGCUGAAAAUGGAGGCGGUGCCGCGAAUGCCGAUGAUUUGGCUGGAUUUGAAGGAGGCUGGAGAUUUUCAGUUUAGCUCGACUGUUAAACAGUUCAUACUGAAGAAUUACGGUGAGGAUCCAGACAACUACAACGAGCCACUGAAAAAGCUGGAACAGUUACGACAGAGUGCAGUGAACGUGACGCGGGAUUUCGAGGGCUGCAGUACACUCCGCAAAUACUUCGGGCAGCUGCACUACCUUCAGAGCCGCGUGCCUUUGGGUCCCGGACAGGAAGCUGCUGUCCCGGUGUCCUGGACGGAGAUCUUCUCGGGUAAGACAGUCACACAUGAGGACAUUAGCUACGAGCAAGCGUGCAUCCUGUAUAAUUUGGGAGCGCUGCACUCGAUGCUGGGAGCGAUGGACAACCGAGUAUCAGAGGAGGGGAUGAAGGUCUCCUGUACACAUUUCCAGUGCUCAGCUGGAGCCUUCACCUACCUGCGAGAUCACUUCAGCCAUAACUACAGUGUGGACAUGAGUCACCAGAUCCUUAACCUCAACAUCAAUCUCAUGCUGGGUCAGGCGCAGGAGUGUUUGCUGGAGAAGUCCAUGCUGGACAACAGAAAGAGUUUCCUUGUUGCACGGAUAAGUGCUCAGGUAGUGGACUAUUAUAAAGAGGCCUGCCGUGCCCUGGAGAACUCGGACACCGCCUCAAUGCUCGGAAAGAUCCAGAAAGACUGGAAGAAGCUUGUGCAGAUGAAGAUUUACUAUUUUGCUGCGAUUGCUCAUCUGCAUAUGGGAAAGCAGGCCGAGGAGCAGCAGAAAUAUGGAGAAAGGCUCACUUAUCUUCAGAGUUCACUAGACAAACUGAACGAAGCGAUAAAGUUGGCUAAAGGGCAGCCGGACAGCGUUCAAGAAGCUUUGCGCUUCACCAUGGAUGUCAUCGGGGGGAAAUUUAACUCUGCUAAAAAAGACAAUGACUUCAUUUACCAUGAGGCCGUGCCAUCUUUGGAGACUCUUCCUUCCGUUAAAGGUGCGCCACUAGUCAAAGCCUUACCCGUGAAUCCAACAGACCCCAGUGUAACAGGACCAGACAUUUUCUCCAAGCUGGUGCCUAUGGCUGCUCAUGAGGCUUCCUCUCUCUACAGUGAAGAAAAGGCUAAGCUGCUCCGAGACAUCAUGGCAAAAAUAGACAGCAAGAACGAGACUUUAUUACAAUUCAUGGACUCUCUGAAUUUGGACCCUGACUCUGUGGACAACAUGGACAUGUACAACAGUAUUCCCUCUGUACUCAUGGAGAAGUGUGCUGCUUUGAGUGUGAGGCCGGACACAGUAAAGAGUCUCAUACAAUCCAUGCAGGUACUAUCAGGUGUGUUCACGGAUGUGGAGGCCUCCCUGAGGGAGAUUCGGUCAGUGUUAGAUGACGAUGAAGCAGGUGACCGGAAGCUGGAGGAGGUAGCAGGGAAGCAGAGUGUUCCAGCACAACCUGCCUCCAUAGCUGAGCUCCGUAGGGACCUCGAGAAAUACCUGGAGGCCCAUGAGAAAGCAAGCUUCACCAACACGGAGCUUCAUCGGGCCAUGAAUCUGCACAUUAGCAACCUACGACUACUGGGGGGACCACUGGACACUCUGAGAGAGGCCUUGCCCAGACCACAACUUUCUGAAGAUGAAGUAGCAGGUCUGCAGUGCAUGAAAAGGAUUCUGGGUAAAGUACAGGAGAUGAAAGACCAGCGCAGUUCACUUGAGAAGCAGCUGAGGGAGCUGAUCCAGCAGGAUGACAUCACUGCUGCUUUAGUUACCACCGAGAGGGCUGAUAUGAAGAGGUUAUUUGAGGAGCAGCUGAAGAAGUAUGAACAGGUAAAGGUGUACAUCGAUCAAAAUCUAGCUGCUCAAGAGAACAUCCUGAAGGCACUGACGGAUGCGAAUGUCCAGUAUGCAACAGUACGCAAGAGCCUGGCCGAGACAGAACAUAAAUGGAACAGUACAGUGCAAAUGCUUGUUGCUUCUUAUGAAGCCUAUGAAGACCUGAUGAAAAAAUCCCAGGAGGGAAAAGAGUUUUAUGAAGACUUGGAGGCUAAAGCUUCUCGUCUGCUAGAAAGGGCCAAGACCAUCUGCAAGACCAGGGAUGAUGAGAGACAAGUCAUUUUAGAAAAAGAGCUCCAAAAGAAGGUUCCUCAAAGACCCACAGCCCCAAAGCCAGCCCAAAAGAAAGCCCCAGAUAUGGAUUGCUCUGGCAUAGAGGACCCUGAAAUAGCCAAGCUGAAUGCUGCUAUUUUAGCCUUAGGUGGAGACUUGCCAGAAGAUCUUCGUAGUUUACCUCCUGAGCUUGCUCUUCCCAUGAUGCCAGAGGCUUUUCAUCCAGGGGCAGCUGCUCUCUAUGCACCACCCCAAUUUCCUCCGAACCUACCACCUCCUGAACUCCUUGCACAAAUCUCCCGUUUUACAACACUUCCCCCAACCCAGGGCUUCAGCCACAGUCUGCCACCAGGUUCCCUGCCCCAGCAACAUCAGGUUCCUCAGAUGCCCAACCCUCAAAUCUCUCACCUUCCUUCAGUGCCUGGGUAUCGUCCUCCAGCUUUACAAACCCAGACAGCUCUACCAUGCUCACCAGCUCCCAUUCGGACAUCCACCACCACCGUGGAUAGUGUACAGACACCUAUUCCCAGCUACACUCCAGCACCAGGACAGCCAGCUAUAUCUGCAUCCACCCUUGGACACCCUGUUCCCACUCCUGCGGUAUAUAAUCCUUCUGCUCCAGUGGCUUCUCAGGCUCGGUAUUUGCAACAGCCUGGUGUUUCUGUAAGCCAGCCGCCUCAGGGACUACAAGCUUCUCAGUCGCAGCCCCAUCAACCGUUUCCCCCAGUUCGCAGUCAGGGCCAACCACAGCCGAGCCCACCACAGCCAUUUUUCCAGCCGGUGUCAGCUCAGCAACAGAUAGCUGUACCUGUAACUGGGCCUCAGCUCCCACAACAAACUCAGCCCCAUUACCUACACCAUAUGGCACAACAAAGGCCACCUAAUCUUCACCAACGGCCAUUUAAUAUUCACUCUACACCAUCUGCACUGCCUCAGCAGGUAUAUCCUCCUGUUUCAUUUGUUCCUGGGUGCCAACCUGUGAAUGCCAUUGCUCCAAAUCAGCUGCCGCAUCAUUCCAUGCAACCACAAAUGCCCCCAUCUUCCCAGCCGAUGCCUCAAGUUUCUAUGCCACAUUUACCAAAUGUACAACAACAAAUACCCCCUUGUUCCCAGCCCUAUAUGCCCCCAGUCAAUCAGCAAGUACAUGCUAUACCACCUCCACAAACACCCCUUUCCUCACAGCAGGUACCACCUUCAGGCCAUGGGCAAAUGCCUCCUACUGCACAACAAAUACCUCCACUGUCUCAGCCACAAAUACCAUCAUCUUCCUCCCAAAUGUCUCCUCCCACUCAACUGCAAAUGCCUGCAGCUUCCCAACCAGUCUUGCAUCCUUCUCAUCCACCAGUAUCCGCUGUUUCCCAGUCUUUACCUCACCCAUCUCAUCCACCAGUGCCCAGUGUUUCCCAACCAUUACCACAUCCCUCCCAUCAACAAAUUCAUUCUCCCUACCAGCCAGCAUUUCCAGCAACCACACCAAGGGUUCCAGUCCCUGUCCAGCCUCAGUUACCUCCAGUCUCUCUGUCAACACAGUUCCCAGUGCAUGCCACUGCUCUCCCUUCACAGCCCCAUGGCAAUCUUCCCUCACAACUCCCUCCUGGACCUCGUCCUUCAGUGCCCCCACAGAUGACCCAGCAACCUAUCAGCUUGCCUCAGCACCAUCUCCCCCCUCACUCUACACCUGUGGGUUAUCCUGGUGGUAUUCCAAUAGUUCCCCACCAGUCCACAGUUCCUCAGCAGCCCCAGGCUCUGCCUCCACAGGUACCACCAGUGGCACCAGCAUCUUACCCUGGUCCACAUGCUGGGAUCAUUCCUCCUGGACCAAUCCAGCAUUCUGGGCCAGUCGUUACACCUGGACUCCAGUCACUUCCUCAGGGUAUGAUCCCACCAUCUUCAGCUGCACCAGGGGCGACACCAAGCAGUGUCCUGCCUGCCCCAUCACCUUCUCCAUCACCAGGGCCUUCCUCGCUAGGUAUCAUGCCUCAGAGGCCCUCUCCUGCUCUCACACCUGUUGCAGGAGCAGCAAUACCACAGACUGCGGCAGCACCCCUUCCCUCAUCUGGUCCCUUGCCAUCAUCCAACUCACUGUUUCAGCACCAGAAUUCCAGUACAGAUGAUCUUCUCUCUUCAAGCCCUGAAAGUCAGCAUGGUGGUAGCAAAGACACGGCCAACGUCUUAUUACCCACCAAGGCUGAUCCUCAAGAUGAACAGCAUCGCAAGAAAUCGGAGGGCGUGAAAAUUAUUCAAGGUGAUCCGUACCAGGCUCCAGAGAGGGUCUCGCAGCUUUGUGCAGAACUUGAAAGGUUUCGGUCAACUGUCCAGUCUUUGGAACGUCCCUCAGGAGAGGGAGGUUUAUCAGAACUUGAUGCUCGAUGGAAGGAGCUGCAAGAUCAGCAGGAGAAGGAUUCUCGUCAGCUCUCUAUUGCCAUAGCCCGGUGUUACACCAUGAAAAACCGCCACCAGGACGUCAUGCCUUACGACUGCAAUCGAGUUGUCUUGCACUCUGGCAAAGAUGACUACAUCAAUGCCAGCUUUAUCGAGGAUCUUUCACCAUACUGUCCCCGUCUUAUUGCAACGCAGGCUCCCCUUACCGGAACUGCUGCUGAUUUCUGGCUCAUGGUCUACGAACAGAAAGUGUCUCUAAUUGUGAUGUUGGUGUCUGAGCAAGAACUUGAGAAGCAAAAAGUCCUGCGCUACUUUCCAUCUGAAAGAGGACAACAGAUCACUCAAGGCUCAAUCACACUCUGCCUGACGACCCAGAAAAACACAGCGACUCAUGUGGAGCGCAUGAUUGGAUUGCAGUAUCGAGAUCAGAGCCUGAAGCGCACAGUCAUCCACUUACAGUUCACCUCGUGGCCUGAACUUGGCUUGCCAGAGAGCAAAAGUAACCUCAUUCGCUUCAUUCAGGAAGUUCACGGACAUUACCUUCUCCAGCGGCCUUUACACACACCUGUUGUUGUGCACUGCAGCUCUGGGGUUGGCCGAACCGGAGCCUUCUGCUUGUUGUAUGCUGCACUACAAGAGUUGGAGGCUGGGAAUGGUAUACCUGACCUGUCCCAGCUGGUGAGGAAGAUGAGACAACAGAGGAAGAACAUGCUACAGGAGAAGUUACACCUGAAAUUCUGCCACGAGGCAGUCCUUAAACAUGCAGAGCAGGUGCUUCAGCGUCGCGGCAUCAUUACCACCCCGAGCCAAAAGUCGACAAACAGCACAGCAGUUAAGUACUCGCACCCAGAGGCUCAGGAUAUCGUUCUUGGAGGCGACAUGUCCAUUAGCUCCAUCCAGGCUACGGUUGCUAGGCUAAGUAUCCGCCCACCCAGCACCGAGUCUGACCAAGACCCGAAUCAGGACCUUCAAUCAAUGCCCUCUGUUGCUGCAGGAUUAGAACCAGAGUUGUCGCUCGUCCAAGACCUCCAGGCUGCUUCUCCAACGGAUACUAUUCCUGCCUCACUGAGUCCCCCGCUUUCCUGCCCUGCUUCUCCAGGUAAGAUGCCGUCUCCUUCACCUCCGAACCACCCGGGGAACGGGUUUGAGGGAUCCACAACCUUGCCAGUCUCCAACAAUCAUCCUGCACCUGAAGUAGCUCCUCCAGCACCUUCAUCCUUGGACCUUCUGGCUUCGCUAACACCUGAGGCUUUUACACUCGACAACGGUUGCCGUGGCAAACCACGAAUCAGCAAGCAAAGUUUCUUCCAGGCACAGGAAGGCCAAGGUCUGCAGGGUCCUCCAAAUGGAGAUGACCCACUCAGCACCCUGGAUCCCCUCUGGACUCUCAACAAGUCCUGAUUUCCUGGAAUCCCUUUUGAUGAGGGCACUUCUGUUUGUGCCUCAGUGUACUAUAUUCCCAGAUCACUACCAUUUUAGUGUUUUUCGCUGCUUAUCAGCUGGCUAACAGCCUUUAUUACUUUAAUCCGUUAUAUCGUAGCGGGGACAUGCACAGAUUCCUGACUUCUUGUCCGUGGCCUGCAUCUCUGGGACAGUUUCACUGUGUCUCGGUCCCUGUGUAUCUUUCGUUCUGUACUUUUUUCUAGUACUGACCACCUUGUUCCUUAAAGCUGUUCCCCAGCAUGCACUCUUCUUCUGAAGAUGAGCCAGGCCUUCUUAAUGGACAUCUGCAUUUCAACACCAAAUAUGUCUUUAUUAACAGUGGAGAUAGGAGAACGGAAAUCAAAAAGUGGACUCGGUGAGCACUUUAAUUUGGGAGAAAGGGACACUGGGUUUGUCAGUGUUUGAUUUUCUUAAAUCUUUAAACUGAAGAAAAAACAAUGGGGUUCCUCUUUCAAAUCCCAUUUCACUUCGUAAUUCAGAGCAGUUGACAUGGUUACUACUUCUGUUGCACAGAUUCCUUUCGUUCCACUUUGCUGCUUGCAUCGUGGUCUACUUCUUAUCAGCUAUGACCAAGUUGGAAGAUGGAAAGAACCGGACAAAAAAAAGUGCUAAUUUUAUUAGCAUGCAACUGAAAGCUAGCGCGGACCAGUUCGCAGAAUCACAUUUCAGUAAUGCCUAGCUGCCUCCAACUAACAUCAGCUCACUCUUAUUGUUGGCUGUUUUUGGGGAGUAUUUGCUAACUUCGUUUGGCUAAGUGAUGCUGUAUGCUCUGUACUUCUUUUCCUUAUAACCUAACUUAUUUCUGAUUCAGUACACCAUAACAUGACUCUUUCUGCCUUGUUAAAUGUUGUAAAUAUCUUAAUUAAACAAUCGAUCUCUUCAAAACA
This is a messenger RNA of Neoarius graeffei (lesser salmon catfish), 6974 nucleotides long. RefSeq names its product protein tyrosine phosphatase, non-receptor type 23, a (gene ptpn23a). Gene Ontology annotation, molecular function: protein binding; protein tyrosine phosphatase activity. The record is from RefSeq and is a predicted model, not a curated record. NCBI's taxonomy places the organism in Eukaryota, Metazoa, Chordata, Actinopteri, Siluriformes, Ariidae. The transcript is spliced from 24 exons. Gene Ontology annotation, biological process: endocytic recycling; protein dephosphorylation; early endosome to late endosome transport. Bases 157 to 6045 code for a protein of 1962 amino acids. Gene Ontology annotation, cellular component: endosome.